AUGUCCCAGACUGCACCUCCGACUGAGACCCACAAGCCAGGCGAAGAGCGUCCCGCUGGCAUGAAAGACAACGCGUUCGUGGCGUUUUACAACGAUUACGAUCUCAGCGAGUUGCUAUACAGGAACCCCGUGUUCGAGUCGGGCUUUUUGCCCCUCGAUCCCGAGGACGAGCAACAGGCUCAUUCACACGCCAAAGUUCGGCCUGCAGAGACAUCCAACACUGGCACGACGCCGCCUCCUGCGGCAGCCGGAAAACAGGCCGCUCAGCCAAAAUCGGCCAUGAAGACCGCCCCGCAAAGCUCCAACAAAACCCGAGGCGUCGAGCGAAGACCCAGUUUCAUCGAGGUCUCGAUGCCUAAGAUGCACGAGCAUGAACUCGCACAUCACGGCCCACACGCCCGCAGACGGCACUCCUCCGAGUCACAUGUGCCCAUGAGCUGGUGGCCCGAGGACGAAAUGUUGGCCCAGAUCAAGUGGGUGGAGCGAGAUUGCGGCUCUGCCGACGAGGAGGAAGAUCUCGUGGAAGAGGAAAUGUGGGUUGACACAUUCUACGAAUGA
Messenger RNA from Capronia epimyces CBS 606.96, 558 nucleotides. RefSeq lists its product as uncharacterized. The transcript has 2 exons. Bases 1 to 558 code for a protein of 185 amino acids. The record is from RefSeq and is a predicted model, not a curated record. Lineage: Eukaryota; Fungi; Ascomycota; Eurotiomycetes; Chaetothyriales; Herpotrichiellaceae.